AUGCCCGAUGAAUUUAAUCGAUAUUAUAUUAAAAUUCGGCCAAUCCUGGAAAUAGAUGCAAAGACAAUUUGCGAAGAACUUACAACAGCAUUGGGAUCUGAUGCUCCAGCAUAUGCAACUGUUGCAAAAUGGGCGAAACGUUUUCGUGAAGGGAGAGAGGAUGUCAAUGAUGACUUUCGAUCUGGUCGUCCGAUUUUGGUACUUACAGAUGAAAAUAUCGAACAAGUUCGCAAAGUUAUCGAAGAUGAUCCACAUUCAACCUAUGAUGAUAUCAUAGCCGUGACUUCCCUUUCUGAUGGUACAAUAGAACGGAUCAUUCAUGACUGUUUAAAGAUGAGAAAAGUUACAUCACGUUGGGUUGCUCACAAACUCAGUGAUGAACAAAAGCAACAACAACUUAGAGUUUGUCGUCAAAAUCUAGCAAACUUUCAGACUGGGAAAUGGAGGUUAUCUGAUGUAAUUACUGGUGAUGAGACAUGGAUUUAUCAUAGACAGAUUGGUCGAACGUCAAGUAAUACUACAUGGAUCACCGAAAAUGAACCAUCAAGGACCAUUGUUCGUCGAAAUAGAUCUGAGCCCAAAACAUUGUUUUGUUUAUUCUUUAAAUCAAAUGGUCCUGUUCUUAUACACAAAGUUAAGAUCAAAUCUAAAUUUCAAGACUGUAUUCGGACUCCUCGUGAGAAGGCCGAUCGGAUCAUACUAAACAUGAUUUCAUUUUACACAGAUAUUGAAUAUCAAAUAUGUUCUUACUAUUUGACGACCGCACGACAACACAGAACUAUCUUGAGUCCUUAA
This is a messenger RNA of Didymodactylos carnosus, 795 nucleotides long. Lineage: Eukaryota; Metazoa; Rotifera; Eurotatoria; Philodinida; Philodinidae. The record is from the annotation of a GenBank genome assembly.